Molecule: messenger RNA, 4902 nt
Organism: Phasianus colchicus (ring-necked pheasant)
Lineage: Eukaryota; Metazoa; Chordata; Aves; Galliformes; Phasianidae
Gene: MEGF6
Product: multiple EGF like domains 6
Biological process (GO): heterophilic cell-cell adhesion
Molecular function (GO): scavenger receptor activity; calcium ion binding
Source: RefSeq, a predicted model, not a curated record
UUUUUUUUUUUUUGGCUCCUGCAGCCCUUCCAUUCCUCCCCUAACUUGCUGCAGGACCGCACUUUGCUCAGUCGUUUCGGGCUUUUUUUUUUGGUCCUUCCGUUUUACCUCUCGACUUCCCAGCAUGAGGCAGGAACACUUUCAGAUGCUGCUGUGGUGCUUCGGUUUUUUGGGUGGCAUCCCCGGUGCUGCCGGCAAUCACUACCGUUACCAAUGGAGGAGCUGCUAUCCCUGUUACCUGGGGCGUGGGGGGUCCAACGUUGGCCACGCCGAGAUGCGAGCAGAUGUUGAUGAGUGCCAGGUUCACAAUGGGGGCUGCCAGCACAGAUGUGUGAACACCUUUGGAUCCUAUUACUGUGAGUGCAAGCCGGGCUUUCGCCUGCAUACGGAUGGCAGAACCUGCAUUGCACUGAACUCGUGUGCAGUGAACAACGGUGGCUGCGAGCACGACUGCGUGCAGCUGACAGCCAACCAGCACCAGUGCCGCUGCCGCCGGCUGUACCGGCUGCGGGAGGACGGCCGGCGCUGCGCCCCUUGGAGCCCCUGUGCUGAGAGGAAUGGGGGCUGCAUGCAGCUCUGCCGUGAUGUCCGGGGAGCGGCGCGCUGCGAGUGCCGCCCUGGAUACCGGCUGGGACCCGAUGGCAGAGCCUGCCAAGAUGUGGAUGAGUGCUUGGUUGGCCUGGCCAUGUGUGCACACCGCUGUCUGAACACCCACGGCUCCUUCACGUGUGUCUGCAACCCGGGCUAUGAGCUGGGAGCAGACAGCAGGCAGUGCUACCGGAUAGAAAUGGAGAUUGUGAACAGCUGUGAGAGUGACAAUGGUGGCUGCUCCCAUUUGUGCCACCACAGCAGCGCUGGCCCCGUCUGCACCUGUAACUCGGGCUAUCAGCUGCAGGAUGACCACAGGACCUGCACUGACAUCAACGAAUGUGAGGAUGGCUCUCACUGCUGCCAGCAGGACUGCUACAACUACGCUGGGGGCUACGAGUGUGCCUGCCGUGCUGGGUACCGGCUGCGUGCUGAUGGCUGUGCCUGUGAUGAUGUGGAUGAGUGCUCCUCCAACAACGGUGGCUGUGAGCACGUGUGCCAGAACCAGGCGGGGUCCUUCCAGUGCAGCUGUCCUGUUGGGUACAAGCUGGAUGGAGACAGGAAGGGCUGCAUCCCUGUAGAGAACUCAGUGGAAGCCCUGGAUGCCCGGCGCCCCAUCGUGCGCCCCAUCCCCCACGUGGCCAUCCUGCGGGAUGAGCUCACCCAGCUCUUCAGCGAUGACUACGAAGAGGAGGAAGAGAUGGAAGCAAGAGGGGAGCACACGCUUUCAGAAACAUUCGUCUGUCUGGAGAACACCUUUGGCCACGACUGCAGCCUGACAUGUGAGGACUGCCAGAAUGGGGGCACAUGCAACGUGGAGGGGACGGGCUGUGAGUGCCCGGCUGGCUGGAGCGGGCUGCUGUGCAACCAGACCUGCCCGCCUGGAACCUUCGGCAAGAACUGCAGCCAGCUCUGCCUGUGCCAGAAUGGGGGUACCUGUGAGCCCACCACCGGCACCUGCCGCUGCCCGCCUGGCGUGGCUGGAAUCCACUGUGAGGAUGGGUGCCCAAAAGGAUUUUUUGGAAAGCAAUGCAGGAAAAAAUGCAACUGUGCCAACCGAGGUCGCUGCCAUCGCAUCUACGGAGCGUGUCUGUGUGAUCCUGGCCUGUACGGGCGGUACUGCCACUUGGUGUGCCCUAAGUGGACGUUUGGCCCCGGCUGCUCCGAGGAAUGCCUCUGUGUGCAGCCCAACACGCAGCACUGCGACAAGCGGGACGGCUCCUGCUGCUGCAAGCCUGGCUACCGUGGUGUGCACUGCGAGAGCAAGUGUGAGCCCGGCCGCUAUGGGGAGGGCUGCAGGAAGAAGUGCAGCUGCUCUCCAGACACGCAGUGUGACCACAUCACCGGGCAGUGCUGGAAGGAGUGUCCCCAGGGCUACCAUGGGGAGAACUGCGACCAAGAGUGCCCCGCAGGGCGGUUCGGGGCCGGCUGCCUGCUGCUCUGCCCCUGCGGCGGGGCUCCCUGCGAUGCGGUCAGUGGGCGGUGUGUGUGUGCACCGGGAUGGACAGGGCACGACUGCGCCCAAGCCUGCCCAGAGGGUCGCUGGGGCCUCGGCUGCCAGGAGCUGUGUCCUGAGUGUGCCAACAAUGGUAGCUGUGACCCUGCCACGGGAGCAUGCGUGUGCCCACCGGGCUUCACUGGCAGCCGCUGCCAGGAUGUGUGCCCACCUGGCUGGUUCGGUCAGGACUGCCAGCAGAGCUGCAGCUGUGGGAAUGAGGGACAUUGCCAUCCUGUGACGGGGACGUGCAGCUGCGCACCCGGCUGGACAGGCCAUGACUGCCGGAGAGGCUGUGCCGCAGGGCGCUGGGGCCCAGGCUGUGCCAAUGUCUGCGAGUGCAGCAGCAGCACCGGGAGCUGCGAUGCGGUGACGGGGCAGUGCGCCUGCGAUCCAGGCUACACGGGCAGCCACUGCAAGGAGCGGUGCCCAGCAGGAUGGUUUGGGUUGGGCUGCCGGCACCGCUGCCAGUGUGAGCAUGAGGCCAUGUGUGACCACAUCAGCGGGGCGUGUGUGUGUGCUGCAGGCUGGCGGGGGACCUUCUGUGAGCACUCCUGCCCAGAUGGAUUUUAUGGCAUUGAGUGUCAGCAUGCCUGCAACUGCCAGAAUGGAGCCCCCUGCGACCCCAUCACUGGGCAGUGCCACUGCCACCCGGGCUGGACUGGCCCCCUCUGUGCCCAUGCGUGCCCGCAGGGCAGCUUUGGUGAGGCCUGCAGCCAGGUGUGCAGCUGCUCCAACAACGCCACGUGUGACCACAUCACUGGCCGCUGUCUGUGCGCUGCUGGCUGGAUGGGACCCAAGUGCCAGCAAGCAUGCCCAGAGGGUUUCUAUGGGAUGGGCUGCUACCAGCGCUGCCUGUGCCAGAAUGGGGGGAUGUGUGACCCUGCCACGGGGCACUGCACCUGCCCAAUGGGAUGGACCGGGCUGGCCUGCGAGCUGGCGUGCGCUGACGGGCAUGGGGAUGGAUGUGGGCAGCUCUGUGCCUGCCUGAACGGGGGGGUCUGUGACCUGCAGGGACAGUGCCAGUGCCCACCUGGCUGGAGUGGGAGCACCUGUGAGAGCCCCUGUCCGGAGGGGCACUUUGGUGCAGGCUGCCAGGAGCGCUGUGACUGCAGGGACAAAGGGCUGUGCCACCCCAUCACCGGUGCCUGCCAGUGCCCCCCUGGAUGGAGGGGCCAGCGCUGCGAGAAAGCCUGCCUGCCCGGAGUGUUUGGGAAGAGCUGUGCAGAACGCUGUGCCUGUCCCCCUGGAGCACCCUGUGACCACAUCACCGGGCAGUGCAGCUGCCCGCCAGGCUUCACCGGAGCUGCAUGCGAGACACCCUGCCCACCUGGCACCUUUGGGGAGCGCUGCGCCCAACGCUGCCGCUGUGCAGGACCCACCCAGGACUGCCACCCCAUCACCGGUGCCUGCAUCUGUGCACCUGGCCACCACGGGCCUGACUGCGAGCUGGAGUGCCCUAUGGGCUGGUACGGCCCUGGCUGUGAGCGGCCGUGUGAGUGCAAGAAUGGGUGGUGUGAGCGCACCACGGGGACGUGCCACUGCCCAGCAGGAUACAUUGGUGCUGACUGCAGCAUUGUGUGUCCCACCGGCCACUAUGGUACAGACUGUGCACAGCUGUGUGCCUGCGGGGAGGGGGCCACGUGCCACCACGUCACCGGGGACUGCCUGUGCCCACCGGGAAGAGUCGGUCCCACUUGUGAGCAAGGCUGCCAACCACAGCAGUACGGGGUGGGCUGCCAGCAGACUUGCUCCUGCCAGAAUGGAGGGCUGUGCAAUGCCACCGAUGGGUCUUGCACCUGUGGGCUGGGAUGGACUGGGAAAUCCUGCGAGUUAGAGUGCCCAGCUGGGAGCUUUGGUGCUGACUGCCAGCUGCGCUGUGCCUGCAGGCACAAUGCCUCCUGCGACCGCAUCACUGGUGCCUGCCGCUGCCCCCCAGGACGCUAUGGGGCCCUGUGUGAGCAUGGUUGUCCCCCGGGUUUCCAUGGGACCGACUGCCAGCAGCGCUGUGACUGUGCCCAUGGAGCUGCCUGUGACCCGGCCACCGGCCGCUGCCACUGCCCUGUGGGGCUGCAGGGUCCCCGCUGCCAGGAAGGCUGUGAGGAAGGGAUGUAUGGUGAGGGAUGCCGGCAGCGCUGUGACUGCGUGGGGAAUGCGCCCUGUGACCGCAUCACGGGGCACUGCCUCUGUCCUCCGGGAACAACUGGCCCCAGGUGUGACUCAGCGUGCCCUGUGAACCACUAUGGCCCCAACUGUGCACUCAUCUGCACCUGUGCCAGCAGCUCCCAGUGCAGUGCCCAGACCGGCCGCUGUCACUGCCACCACGGCUCCAUGGGCUCCUCGUGCCAGGAAGCUGUGCCAGCCCAGAUGCCCACCAGGUCCCCAGCGCUGCAGGGGAUGGAGCACCACGUCCUGCCACAGCCACAGGGCCCUGCAGAAGCACACGACCCAGCUGGAGGACUUGUUCCCAAGGCACUCGAGUGACAAGCAGCUCAUGGCAGAUGGGAGCUGGGUGCUGCCUGGGCUGGAUGUGGGCUGUAGGACUGCUCUGCAGCUGCUGGCCCUCACCUCUGGGUGUUGGGUGCUUGGUUUGGAGGGAAAGGGUUGACAUUAUGGUUGAAAAUAGGUAUUUAUUCAAAAAUAUUUAUGGCAAGCUAUACCACAGCAGUGCAGGAGCUCUGCAGAGCUGCCAGCUGGAGGGGGGAGAGCUGACCAAGAACCUGCAGCACCCAAUCCAGACAGGGACACAUUGGCACAAAGCUGUGGGUGCCCGCAGCCCUGCAGGGGUGGUGGCCCAGCACCUGGUCCUGGUCCCAUCC